UGCCGCCAUGUUGUAGUGUUGGCUUGGUUGGAUUUUGGCAGCGCAUGGCUUUUUGAUGAAGUAGAUUGCCGCCGAUAAAGUAGGAGUCUUGAGUGAUUACCGCGUGUUUAAAAACUGUGUUUAAUAUUAUCCGUUUCUACUUCAAUUUAUGGCGAAGUGCGUAGUUGCCCGGAUACAAUUUUGUUAGAUCUAGUUCACUUGAGCAUAAUCUGCAGUUUAUCUACAUCGCGAAUUGGUGUUACGUAAAUAGUGUUGUGAAAGUAGAGACAGCAUCACCCCGGGGAAGAUGGUGGGGUCGCGUGUUUAUGUCGGUGGACUGCCUUUCGGCGUCCGAGACCGUGAUCUGGAGAAGUUCUUUAAAGGCUUUGGCAGAAUCAGAGAUAUCCUCAUCAAGAACGGUUACGGCUUUGUGGAAUUUGAAGACUACAGAGACGCAGACGAUGCAGUGUAUGAGUUAAAUGGCAAAGAGUUGCUAGGCGAAAGGGUGGUGGUGGAGCCGGCGCGAGGCAUCGACCGCAGCGCGGACCGGUACAGACGCGAACGCUACACCGAACGCGACCGCGGCCGCUCGCGAUACGAUGACUCCAAUUGUAGAUACGGGCCGCCGACGCGCACGGAGUACCGGCUAAUCGUCGAAAAUCUGUCUAGCCGCAUUAGCUGGCAGGACUUGAAGGAUUGUAUGCGUCAAGCUGGUGAAGUCACCUACGCUGACGCUCACAAACAACACAGAAAUGAAGGAGUGGUCGAAUUCGCCACCCAUUCUGACAUGCGCGCAGCUAUUGAGAAGCUAGACGGUACAGAGUUGAACGGUCGUCGUAUACGCCUGGUGGAAGAUCGUCGCUCGUCGCGGCGUCGCACUCGAUCGUCGUCCAGUCGCUCGCGCAGCCGAUCGCGCGAUCGCCGUCGUAGCCGCUCCAGGUCUGGCCGUUCGCGUAGCAGAUCCCGAUCCAAGUCCCGCCCGAAGAGCAAGAGCCCUGCGGCCAAGUCGCGAUCCCGGUCUCGAUCCAAGGACCGCAGCCGGUCCAAGUCUCGAUCGCGCUCCGCCUCCCGUAGGUCGGAGCGCCGCUCCGCUUCCCGCCGCUCCGCUUCGCCCGUGGAGGACCGCAACGGACACCGCUCCGCUUCCAGGUCUAAGUCACGCUCGCCGAAAGACGGCUCACGAGAGACGGCAACCAAGAGGGACAGAUCCCGUUCCCGCAGCAAGGAGGCGUCCCCCAAGCGUGAGGAGGAGCGCCGCGCCGCAAGCAAGUCCCGCUCCCGCUCUCGUUCCCGCUCCCGCGACCGCUCCGCUUCCCGCGACCGAUCCGCUUCCCGCUCCCGCUCUCGCUCCGGAUCCCCGCGACAAAACGGAGACGGCAAAGACCGCGCGAGCACAGACCGCUCCCCGCGUAGCGGAGACUAAAGUUAAAAUUACACUUUUAAGACAUUUAGGCUAGGAUAGGACUUUGAUUUUAUGAACUUGACUUCGUCUUUUGUUUCGUGGACCUAAACGGUUUAUAGAUCGUUUCAUCCAUGAAGACGCGUCCGCUAAUGUUUGAGUGUUAUCGGUACACGCUAAAUUGUCCAUAAGUGCACACGCACACUAAAAUAACGACGCUCGGAUUGCUCGGAUUAAACUCCACGCACCCCGCGCUUCCCUUGACCAAAAAUUGGUGGGGCCCGACUUCGUUGAUGAAACGAGCUAUAGCCACUUUCAUUUCUCUUGUUCUUGGAUGACCGCUACGAUUCUUGAUCUCUUAGAUAUCUAAAUAAGCUCAUCCCUUUGCAAUAAUAGGUCUACGCUUUGUAGGUACGCGUUUAUUUGAUUGAAGUCACGAUUGUAAUAUAAGAUUUUUAAACGCACCGUUUUUUGGCAUCGGUCACGAGUAAUUUGUGUCGUCUUUACUAUUCACAGUAAUAUAGUUGUAAACGUCGUGUAAGUGCGCUGAUUAACGAGUUAAGAUUUUAUUUUUAUAGUCUCUAAUUUAAAGUGACAGGGAACUUGUAAUGAUAACAUUGGUAACAUGGACUAAUUUUAAGAUCAAUAUAGUUUACCAUUCAAAUGCAUUUUUGUCAUAUUAUUGCAAUGGCAUACCAUUCACUCAUUUUGGUUGACUGCUGAUAUUUGACGACUAAAACAAAUUAAAGUACAUUUUACACUACCCAUGGUAUUAGGGUAUAAUUUGUGAAUUAAUUUCCUUUGAGAUAGGUAAGGUUAUAUGGUAUUUGUAAAUACUGAUUUUUGUUACUAAUAACCAAAUAAAUAAGUUAUAGGUA
Molecule: messenger RNA, 2256 nt
Organism: Ostrinia furnacalis (Asian corn borer)
Lineage: Eukaryota; Metazoa; Arthropoda; Insecta; Lepidoptera; Crambidae
Gene: B52
Product: serine and arginine rich splicing factor B52
Exons: 11
Coding region: 287-1402 (371 amino acids)
Cellular component (GO): nucleus; cytoplasm
Molecular function (GO): mRNA binding
Source: RefSeq, a predicted model, not a curated record